Messenger RNA from Cucumis sativus (cucumber), 1424 nucleotides. RefSeq lists its product as uncharacterized. The transcript has a single exon. Lineage: Eukaryota; Viridiplantae; Streptophyta; Magnoliopsida; Cucurbitales; Cucurbitaceae. The record is from RefSeq and is a predicted model, not a curated record. Bases 78 to 1142 code for a protein of 354 amino acids.
UUUCCCUUCAAAAUUUGUACAAUCUUUGGCAAUUGUUUUCCUUUCCCCUUGAACCCUAAGAACGACGGUGAAGGGCGAUGAAGACCGUCAACGGAAGUGUCGUUUCUUCGAAGCCGAUCUCUAUCUCGAAAGCGGCGUCCACCCUUUCCUCCUUCCUCUCCGCCGACAAUGGCGCUUCAAAAGCGCUCUGUGCCUACCUGAGGCGCGCCUCCGACUCUUUCAACGAGUUAAAGCAGCUCCACAAGGAGCUGAAGUCUUCGUGUUCCGUUCGUAAGCACCUGCAUCACGGAUCUGAAGUUUCGAACGAGUUCGAGGCUGCCAUACACGACCAAUAUCGGGUCGAAGACGGCGACAAGAAUAAUUCCUCAGUCUCCGAGAAGAAGAAGCGGCCAGACCGUAAGGACCGAACUACGGAUAAGACGAGUCUUAGAGUUCAAUCUUAUAACGAGCAGAUUGGGAAAACACCAAUGGAAAACGGUGGGAAUGGUAAUUUGGAGGAUGUAACAGGAAAGAAAAAGGGCAGUGAGUUGAAGAUUGAAAUUGAGGAUAAACCAAGCGGAAAAGUUGAGAUGGACGUGGAAUCAAGUGAUAGAGAUAAGAGCGUUGUAGCAGUUGAGAAAAAGAGAAAAAGGCACAAGAAAAAGAGUGAGGAUAGACAUGAUGACAUUGAAGAUGAUGAACGUGAAUCUGGAGCCAGGCUAAAACAUGGUAAAUCGCAAAAUACUGAUAAUAAUUGCGAUGCUGAAGCUUCUGGUGAGUUUGUUGAGAACAAUGUAGCAAAUGGAAAAAGUAGAAAGAAGCUUGAGGACAAGAAGCGUUUGGAUGAUGUGAAGGAUCAAGUAAAGAGUGAAGAUCAGAGAAGAGGAGACGUCAAAGAGGGAAAAAGCACAAAUAAUGAUAAUGAUAAUGGAACAGAUCAUGUGGAUCUAUCGCCCAAGAAGAAGAAGAAGAGGAGAAGGGAAGAAGAUGAUGAUUUUCAAAAGAACAGUGGAGAAGCUAUGGUGAAAGAGGAAGUGCCAGUUUUGGAUAGCAAAGAGUUGAAAAGAAAAGAGAAGAAAAAGAGUAAGAAUAGAGAGUUAGGAGAAGAAGGGCGUGACGAUGGGUCAGAGGAGCAACAUAGUACGAAGAGAAGAAAAGGUUGAACUUUUAACAAUUUUGGUGGAUGAUUAUUUAUCAGAAGAUGAAGUCUUUGUAUUGGAAGAUUCCAUAGGCUCACAGUUUCAUGGAAAGUCUGUUAUAUCCAAAGCUUCUGUUUACAAAUUGCUACCAAUGGUAAUUGUUUGAUGGUUCAUACCAACCUCUAAUUUUGAUUGUUUUAUACCAAAGCAUUAUCCCUCAUUUAGGAAGCUAAUUUUGUGUUUAUUCUUGUGAAAAUUGGAAAUUAGGACUAUUUAAUUAAUGAAAGCUUAUUGAGUUCUUGAUUA